AUUCAGACAACCACUAAAAUUCAUUUGUCACAAGAAACCUUAAAUGGUUAGUUUAGUAAGCUAGAAUUGUUUGUCAGAUGAAAUGGCCGCGACCAGUGGUGGAACAGAAUGGUCGAUAAUUAUAAAACCACUUUCCUGUACAAAUUAUAAAUCUUCUACCAAGACGGAAAUGCUCGAGUUGUGUUCAGCUAUAACUAAAAACGAAAGCGAAAUAUUACGUUUUAAAGAGGGUUCUAAAGUGUUUUACAACUCAUUUGCAGUAUUAUCUGCCACCUACAUAAGCAGCAAUGUUGAAAUUUUGUCAGUUAAUCAUUUGGACGUAGUAACUGCCGCAUGUCGAGUGCUGUUGAAAUAUCUGGUUGGUGUCUUACAAACAAUAAGUCGAGAAGGCCAACCGAGUACAGGACUUACGGAUCAAUGUUUGAAGGCUAUACAUGUGUUAUGUGUUAGUAAUGAGAGUCUUUUAACUCAAUCAGAAUUGGUGGUACUUGUGAGCACCAUGAAAGGUGAUACUGUACCUAUCCACCCUGCCUCCACAGGAGGGGACAAGGAUAUGGCUUCGAAACAAGAAAGUACGAAAAUGAAGGCCGAUCUAUCAGUGAGUAUCUUCGAACAGUUGACCUUACCCCUUCGAGACGGUUUAGCCACAUCAGAAGCGAGUUCAAGUGCUCAAGUUAAUUUAACAGAAAUUGUAAAUACUAAUGAUCCUAGUUCAGAAAUUAAUAAAUUGUUUUUAGCAGCUAAUACGGAAAGUUUACAAGCUCUUCGGGCCGGAGAUACCUUAGCAGACUUAUGUUUAAGUUUGUCUUCGAUUAAAAGAGCUCGCACUAAAGUUGAAGAUGCUUUGGCCGGCAAACCCUUUUGUCUUCCUACAACCCAUGCAGAAGCCACUGCAUUGCGAAACAGUUUGUCAUCUACUGUAGCGGAUGUCAAUUUAGCGUCAUCAGCAAUAAAUCUACCAGUUCUUGAACCUCUCACGCCUAGCAAAUUAGACAAGCUCUGUAACUUAAGUAUGGCAACCUUGUAUUGUGCGGUCUCACAAGCUGCUGCCAGUUCAAUUCUCUCAUUGGGUUCAGCAGUUUCCCCAAAAUGCACUUCCGCUCAAGCACAAGCAGCUAAAGAUGAAGAUUUGGAUUCAAACGCUAUAAUGUUAGUUGAAGAAGCUUUGAAUAUGCACACUUUUAUUGGAAAUAUCAUUAAAAAUUCUACACGGGCCGGAGGACAUGUAUUUCAAAAUCACUUGCUGUCAGGAGCGUGGGUUUUAAUCUCAGGGUUGCAAACGCAUCUCUCGCACAGUAUGGCACCAAUAGGUGAAAAGGGAACUCACGUCAGAGAACGAGAAGAUAAAGGACGAAGUCCGAGUAAAUCCCGCGAGUCAAGCUCUGCUAGAUCAAGUCUUAUCAAAUUUCAACAAUCUUUUGGCGUCUUAUCUGUAGCAUUAGCAAACAGGGCUCUUUCAUUGAUGUCAGAGUUGUUUGACGAUUUGCAUUUAGAAGUGUGUGGUGGAGGUGGGAGCACAUUACAAGUCGAACCUGCACCCUUGGCAAUAAUGGGACAGUUUUCUGCUUUACAGCGGGUUGCUCGAUUGCUAGGAGCUGCCCCUAUAAACCAACUAUUAUUUUACUUAGCUACUAUAAGUUAUCGUAAAGCAUGCACCUUGAAAAGAAUUCAUCCCCCUGAAGGCGAUACGUUCAGUCAAAGUGAUUCUACAACCUAUUAUGAAGACAUGAUUAUGUGCUCUGACGAAAGCUCUACGGAAGAUGAUGACAGUGAGCCAAUAUUGGGGCAAUGGUUUGAAGAUACCUUGGCACCUCCGGACGUUGUAGACACCAAAGCAACUACUAGUAGCGAAAAUGUAGAAACAAAACAAUCCCAAGGGGAAAGAGCAAAUUCAAUUGUUCCAGAAAAGGGGGAAGCACACGGUUAUAUCUCAUUGGCCACGCAGAUAUUUCUAUUCUUAAACCGACAUUUUUUGUGUUCACGAAGUGCUUAUGUAAUACGCUAUGUGAAAGCAGGCUUAACAGAACAACAGAUGGUUAUAUUAGCCGCUAUUAUUAGAGAUCUUGACAGGGAAACUGCCAGAACGGAUGUUGGUACCAUAUCGCUUUAUUUUGGUACAGCUUUGGGUCAACUGUAUUGUGAAUUUUCCGGUGCACUUACUAGGUUUACUCAUAAUUUAGUAACCCAUGUAGGGUUAAAUAAUUUACAAACAAGUCUGUUGGCACAUCUGGGCGUGUCUCCUUGGAACACGGAUGUUCCACAUGCUUGGCCUAUGCAAGUUUAUCCACGUACUUUAGCCGUUUUAGCUCAGGUUUUAUUACUUCGUCCACAAAAUGAAAAAGAAGCAUCUGUGAUAAGUAUUUGGCAUAGACUAGUCAAUACUCUUAUAGAAAGUGUUAUGAACCCUAGUAUUGUUGUUGAUUCAGAGAAUGAAGAUUUAAAUGUGGAACAUGCUCAGGUUUUACUGUAUUUGUUUCAUUCGUUGAACUUAAUGCAAAAAAAAUCUGUUGUACUUCUGAUGGCUGGUGGAGUGUUACGAUGUUCAGAAGUAGCUAGAGGACCGUUGAAGGACGCGCAACUUCUCCAUUUGUCACGUUUGCUUCUCCUGUUUGAUUAUAUUAUGAAACAUCUGUACGAUGCACCGCCCUUACUUUUGGAACAGAUACAGUGGAAUUUAUUUUAUUCGACAAACCUAAAUACGGACAAAGAUAAGGAUAAUAAUAUGUCACGCAUGUAUACGCCGUGGAAAGAAAUUGAGGAUAAUUAUAGGAAACUUUCGGGAAAUGACGAAUUCACUAUGAAACCACGUUUUUAUGUAGUCACUAACUUGGAGAUUAAUAAUCAAGAAGCUCCGAAACUUGAUGGAUUGGCGUGCAAUUUUAUUCUGGGCACGCCUGAUAAACUACGUUAUCCACUAUUGUUAGAUGCUUUAAUUGAGAUAUUAAACGUUACGCAUAUCGCAUCUGGUACAGGUGCGUCAAAAAUGACAUUCCUAGGAUUAUGUGCUACACAAUACUGCUUUACAAUUUGUUGGAGAUUGUUACAACUUUUACCUCCAUCUUCUCCUUACAUGGAACGUCUUACUACUGGUGAAAGUCUCUCAACAGGUCCUUUACUUUUACAUUCUUUAAUUUGGGGCGCACGUGCCGGACAUAAAAAUUUUAAUCGCUGGUUAAAAGAUGCGUUAAUUAAACAAGGGAUGUAUACUCAACAUACAGAGAAAUUAUUAAAAACCGUGUCAGAUUCUGUAAAUACUCUUAAAUAUGAUGUAACGACUGCCAAAAAUUGUAUUAUUGCUCUAACUCCGGAUAUCAAAAAAGGCUUGGUUACCAAAGAAAGUUUGCCACCUUUGUGGCACUUAUUCUUGUUAGAUUCCGUUCUAGCAAAAGUACAAGUUUCGCUAAUAGAUGAAGCGGAAACUAAUACAGCAGAUGCAUCAGGCGUAACAAUUUCUGGUGCUGCCUACGUCCAGGAUCUUUUACCUCAUGUCUUACGGCUCACCCAAGCAAUUUUACAUUGCACUAGAUGGUCACUCUUACAUGGUAUAAUACACCAAAGUGACGAUUGUUUAAGAAAAUAUUCCUUACAAGACUUCGAGGGUCUUCAGGAAGUGUUAGCAAUUGCUUCUAACCGAAACACAUUAACAGAUACGCUGGCAACCGAAUUGAAUUCGUAUUUACCUUCUACUGCCUCAACCAUUUUACAGCAAUGGAAUGUUUCUACAUUUGAGGAUUGCAAUUGGACGCCAUACCUGAAUGAUGUAAUCCCUGCAGAAAGUUACAUUCUAAAAAUCGUGGACACACACAUUUCAACACUAUCGAUGUCUCUUCACUUCAGCAUCAAUCUAUCGCUUAAAAGAUUACUGCAAUGCUUGGUUAAAUUUAUUUGUCAACAUGCCCCGAAAACUGACAAUACAGACACAAAGAAUAAAGCAAUUGAACUGCUUGUUCUCAUUACUCUAGAUUUAAGAACUGAAUUUUUAUUUGAAAAUGUUUCAAAGACAUUAGACAAGAUGAUUGGGGAUCCUGAAACAGAUGAACACCAGAAAAGAGUUUAUCUUCACUUCUUAGAACACACUUACAAAUUGAUUGUCAGUUACACAUCUUCUAAUACAUGCAAUGCGGGGGUAGACGAAAAAAUGUUGCACGGAUGCUUGAAGUUCUAUGAAAAAAUUUUAGAAAAAUCUUCCGGUAGACAAGCUUUAGAAAGUUUUUUCACCGGCGAUAAGCACUUGGUGAAAGUCCUAAUGUCUGUGUCCAGUCCCCAAAUGUCUCAGCAAUACAGUACUCGAGUGCUUCACUUUUUUAACAAACUAUUUCAAACUGCCGAAAAAAGCUCGACGGAUCCUAGUUUAAAUUACUUAUGCAGCAGUAUGAGCAAAUUGGCUAACGUGGAGACAGACAAACUUCAGGUGUGGUUACGACAUGUUAUUUUGGGCCCAACAAAUAUGACGAGCAGUUCGUCAUCGUCAAAUAUCCAAACACCAACUCUUUCAGUACCCUCUAAACCUGAAACAUCUAAGGGUAAUGGUAAGACAGGGGAAAGUAAUGACAUUCAAUGGAAUUCCAAUCGUGUCGCCAGUUCCGAAUCAAAUCCCUCUCCGAGUCCAAGUGAUGAUCAAAAGUCGUUAGUACAAGAAAAUAGCCAGUUGCUGCAGGCACUUACAUCAUUUAUUGUAAAGCAAAGCAGUAAUGUAUCGGAAGACGUUGCGGUUACCAUUUUAAAGGCACUAUUACCAGUCGCUUCGCAUAUCUUAUCACCAGCUUUGGAAGGAGCCGGAUUUACCGAUUUGAUGGUCGUCAUAACAAUGUUGGCUGAUGCUGGUCUAGGCAAGGGUCACAUUAGUUUAUUUCCUGCAGCUGCCGAGUGGUUGGAGAUUUGCAAAGUUUAUUUAACAAAAAAAGAAGUUGUCGAUAAAUUAACUGGCAAUGUCGAAUUAUCGAAGAAUUCUGUGAUGCUGGAGGCGGUGUGCUGUCUUUUGGAUUACGUCGGAGAUGUUGUGAAUUGUUUAACAAAUCAAUAUCAAAGUAGUUUUCGAGCAUUCAGCCCACCUUGGGAAGGUGAAACUCCUUUGGAGAUGGAUUCGGAGUGGUUGGAUGAAUUGCAUGAUGAUGAUGAUAGCGGGGACGAUUCUGAUGAAGAUGCUUUGUGUAAUAAAUUAUGCACUUUUACGGUUACACAGCAAGAGUUUAUGAAUCAGCAUUGGUAUCAUUGCCAUACAUGCCAUAUGUUAGACGGUGUCGGAGUGUGCUCUGUGUGUGCACGGGUAUGUCACAGAGGUCAUGAGUUAACUUAUGCCAAAUACGGAAAUUUCUUUUGUGAUUGUGGAGCGAAAGAAGAUGGAACUUGUCAAGCCUUGGUGAAGCGCAGUCCUCAAUCCAUUGUAGAACGAGAACCAGGUAAUACCACAAAUUCCGGAGGCACAUUCGGUUAUUCCUCCGAAAGCAUGCUUACAAGUUCUUUAAGAAGAAGAGCUUCGUCUCCCAUUCUUUUUGAGAGUAGUCAGUUUCAUAAAGAUAGAAAGGUUGGAACUGUUGUUAAACAAUUGGAAGGGUCUCGAGAGUGGCUACUAAACUACUUAGGUGGAUCCUCUAUACCUGGUACGCUAAUAGAAUUGGUAGAAGCUUUGGUACCUGCCACCGAAGCCGCUUGCAAUCGUACAUCUCCGGUUGGGUGUCACAGCCGUGCACUGAAAGCCUUACAACAACUUCACUUCACGGACAAGAAAUAUAUACACACAGAUCAAUUAAUGGUACCCACCUUGGGUUCCCAAGAGGGAGCGUUUGAGAAUGUUCGUAUGAGCUACGCCGGCGAACAAGGACAAACCAUUCGACAAUUACUAUCUGCACAUAUACUACGAAGGGUCGCAAUGUGUUGCAUGUCUUCCACACACGGUAAAAGACAGCAUCUUGCAGUAUCUCAUGAGAAGGGAAAGAUUACGGUUUUACAACUAUCCGCUUUACUUAAGCAGGCGGAUUCAUCCACUCGAAAACUCACACUCACCAGGUUAGCGUCCGCCCCGAUUCCUUUCACAGUGCUCACUUUGGCAAGUAAUCCUUGCAAUGAGGACGUAUUGGCAGUCUGCGGACUGAAAGAUUGCCACAUUUUAACAUUCCUACCAACCGGAUCUGUUGCGGAUCACCUUGUGUUACAUCCCCAAUUAGAGACUGGGAAUUUUAUCAUUAAAUCUUUAUGGUUACCUGGAUCACAGACAAAGUUGGCUUUAGUCACAGCAGAUUUUGUCAAGAUAUAUGAUUUGGUGAAAGACGCUUUGAGCCCCCAAUACUAUUUUCUGGUACCAAGUGGAAAAAUCAGGGACUGUACCUUUAUGUAUGAAGAUGGAAUUUACAACAUUUUAUUAAUGUCGUCACCCGGCCAUAUUUACACGGAAAUUUUGAAUGAAGAAAGUUCUGCAAAACAUGGGUCAUUCUAUGUUACCAAUACUUUAGAAGUAUUCGAUUUAGAUGUUACGGAUGUUAGCGGUCAAGUAGCCGGUGGUGGUGUUAGCAUAUACUACUCACAUACUUUGGGUUUAUUGUUUUACAGUUACACACAAGGAAAGAGUUUCAUUUCCCCAAUAACACCACGAAGCAAUUGUCUCACAGUUGUGUUUCCAAUUACUGUUCCUGCAACGGCUAAUUCUAGUUCGAAAAGCAAUGGUGGAAAAAAUCCUACACCGCAACCGCUCUGCCAGUGGACUGAAAUACCCAACCAUCCUGGCCUUAUUUGCUGUGCAAUGCAAAGCAGUAAUAAUCCUGUAGUCCUUAUGCUAAAACCAGAUGAAAUAGCAAUUCAAGAAAUAAAAAUAAUUCCUUCAAAAUCAAAAAUCACUGACAUGGUCGCGAUUCGUCAUCAUUCGGGCUCAGAACAACGUACAACACUUAUACUUUUAUGCGAAGAUGGUAGUUUGAAAAUUUACAUGGCUAAUAUGGACCAAACUGGUUUUUGGAUGUCUCCUAUUAUUCAACCUGCUAUUAUGCACCCGCCAGUGAAAGCGCGUAAAAAGAAAGUUGUCAAAAUUGGGAAAACUUCUAGUUCUCUAUCAUUCCCAAUUGAUUUCUUUGAACACUGCCAACCAAUGAAUGAUAUCGAAAUUGGUGGAGCUGAUCUCUUACAGGUGUAUAAUAUGUCCCAACUAAAGCAUAGGCUGAACACAGCAGGACUUUCUAUAACAUGUACGAAACCAUUAGGAUUUAACGUUGACAUAACAAACUCUGAUAAUAAUGUAGUCAUGACCGGACUACGUGUUUUAGUAGGUACUCAGGAUCCUCAUCGAGCACCAUCUUUCAUAGAGGUAUUUGGAAGGAUAAUCACAAUUACAAUUACCCGCAGUCGUUGGUACGAUAUUCCAUUUACACGAGAGGAAAGUUUACAAGCCGAUAAAAAGGUAACUGUACUAUUUGGACCUUCACAGGAUCCGGAAACAGUGACUACUCUGGAUAGUUUGAAAGUGUACGGUAAAACAAAGGAAGCAUUCGGCUGGCCAGAAGAAACUGAAGAAACCACAAACACUACCUCUGCAACUGCUGCAAUGACUUCACUCACAAACAUUGAUUCCGAACAAACUGUUAAUCCCAUUCCAUUGUCAACACUUGAAAGGUUGGUUGUUGGAGUACUAGAGGUACUAGAUGGAACUUUUUCCCUUUAUACAAAUGAAGAUAAAUUAAGCCAGUACAAACCUGCAUCCAUAAGUGUCGCCACCAAGUUACUCACUCUCGCAUCACCACCGUCUUUGCAAAUGCACUCAAAAAGCCUUUUAUCUGCUCUGCAUUCAUCUAAGCAAAAUUAUCACAAUUAUAAGGAUCAGGCAUUACUGCAACAUGUGCUUGAAGAACUAAUAUCUAUGACAGAAAUGCAUCCGAAAAAUUAUGCAAAUAUUGAUGCCGAAAAUUAUUACCGACUUGUGAUGAUUGUGAGAGGGAUGGCCGUCACUCGUCCUCAAAACUUGGUCAAAUUCUCAGAUUCGCAAACCUCUAUACAGGAUGUAGUUUUGGAUGAUCCUCUUGAUGUAAAAAUAAAAACCAGCAAAAACCAACAUCUUUUGCUGCAAUUAAUGGAUGUUCUUUGGAUAUUGCACUCCCACAAUCCUGAGAAUACUACUUUAGCCCCAGUUGUUGUGCCCGGUCUUAAACACACAGAACAAAUAGUGCAUGCUUUAGUCGAGAUUGUCCAUGCUUUUAAUAGCUGUGAUGCAUAUAGCAAUGUAACAAUUGCUGUUUACCUACAAUUGCUUUUGUGCAAAGAUCUCGUGAUUGCGUUUAGUGCCAAGCAAGCUUUAAAUCGCGUUUUGAAACCAAAGUGUAGACGCCGCCGUGUGUUUAUUCCGAGCCCCCCGCAUUGCGGAACACCAGGAAAAACCAGUAUAGAAUCUGAAGAUGAUAAACCACCAAGAACGACUCCUCAAUCAAGUCAAGAAGACGAUGCUCAAUCUAGAGAUGUAACAUACGAUGUUGAUACAGUGGAAUCUAUUUCAGUACUCCAACAGCCAGUACUUCCAAUUGAUAAUCAUAAUAUUAAUCCUCUUGAAGCAUUGCUCGGAGGAGCUGCCGGUUAUCCCCCAUUACUUGAUAUUCCACCUGAUGCUGAUGAUGAAACUAUGGUUGAGCUGGCGAUUGCAUUAAGUUUACAAGACCAUGAGCUAGGUGGAGGUAUGCAACAAGUGCAACAAGGACUGCAUAGUUUACAAGUCACCGCUGGGCAAGCCCCAGAAGGAGGUCAUUACAGUGAUACCACUGUUUCAGCUGGUGGGUCAGACGACGAGGGCAGUACAGCUGCAACGGAUGGGUCAACUCUAAGAACUUCGCCUGCUGAACAGGGUGGUAGUGCCGGUUCUGAGAGUGGUGGAAGUGGUGUAGAUAGUAUUACAGGAGAACAUAAUGUGUCAGGACGUAGUUCUGCUUAUGGAGAUAAUAUACAAGAAGCAAUUACUUUAGUAUCACGUUCUGAUACUAGCUCAUUAGCCAAUGCCAACUUUCAGAUGACGGAAACAGGUCAACUUCCUCAAGAGGUAGAUCCGGAGCAGGAUUCUGAAAGUAACAGUCGUUUGCAUGUGUUACGUCUACAACUGUUGGAACGAUUGAUUGAAUAUCUGCCCAAGUUACGUAACGUUGAUGGCGUAAGGGCAAUUCCCUUUUUACAAGUAGUUCUUCAACUUACCACAGACCUAGAUGGACAAGUGGAGCGUGACAGAAAUUGUUUAAAUGGUUUGUUAACAGCAUUUAUAGUGGAACUAGAAGUUAAUAAACCAAUGAAGGAAGAUGUUUCGAAACGAACGACUCAAAGAGAAGUUCAACUCAUUAUUAUGAGACUUUUGAGUGUAUUAAUGUCAAGGUGUAAAACGUCAUCUUCAAAAAUCAGUCCUCUGGACAAUUCUCUAUUUGUAUCACAAACAACUGCUACGUUUUUGCACAAAGCAGACAUUAUAGCUUACUGUCUAAAACUGUUGCAGUCACUUUUGGAAUAUUGGAAAACAAACGAGAUUGAGGAAGGAUCUCAUAAUAUCGGAAGUAACUUGUUAAAGGAACACUUACCCCAUUCCCCACCGGAUAUGACGCCAUUUUUCUUGAAACAAUUUGUGAAAGGGCAUGCUACAGAUAUAUUUCAAACGUAUCCUCAGUUAUUAACAGAAAUGGCAUUGCGACUUCCGUAUCAAGUACACAAACAUUCAGAAUCGGUAUCUGUUGCAUUUGAUAAGGAAUGGUAUAGGCAUUUGUGUGAAUACAUGAUGACGUCACUCGCACCAUUUGUAAGAAGACAAGUUAGAAAACUGUUGUUAUUUAUAUGUGGAAAUAAGGAUGAGUACAGGCAGUUACGAGAUGUUCAUGCUUUAAGUACACACAUGAAGGCGGUCAUAGUUGCUUGUACUAAAGCGGGUUACACCUCAAAUGUAGAUUCACAGCUCGCAUUAUCUAUGUCGUACGAUAAUUUGGUAGAAUUAGUAGAACAUUUGAAAGCCUGUUUGGAAAUUGCGGUAGCUCGAACUGGUAACUGGCAGAGGUACUGCGAUGAUCACGAGGAAACUCUUCCAUUUCUCCUACAAGUCAGCUGUUUAUUAGAUGAAGGUGUUGCACCAACCAUUUUACAUUUAAUGCAGUGUGCUAUAGUAACCAAUAGUAAUAGCGAUAAAAAGUCGGACAAUGCAAGCAAGUCGAGCACAUCUCGUAAAGAUAGAGAAAAAUCUGACGAUUCUUUAACAGAUGCCUUAUUUGACAAACGGAAAUGUGUUAAAUUGGUGGAUCAAAUUAAUAAACAAGUACCUACAAGUGUGCUAACCUACUUUAUCAAGACGUUUUUGCUGGAAACUAACAUUACCAAUGUUAGAUGGCAGGCACAUGCUUUAACCUUAGCCAUAUACAAGAACUCAAAGUUACCAGAACAAGAAACUGUGUUAAAAUUGUUAUGGCAUCUCUGGCCUUUACUUCCUUCUUAUGGCCGAAAAGCUGCUCAGUUUGUAGAUCUUUUGGGAUACUUCUCACUAAACUAUACCAGAAAUUCCGAAUCAGGAAUUCAGCAUAUUGAAGAAUACGUGAACAAAGCUGUUGAUGUUUUGCAAGUACAAAACCAACUAUUGGCUUAUCAUCCGAAUGCCAAUUUGUAUGCUCAUAUGGGCCAAUUUGUGGAACUGGAUGGUUAUUAUUUGGAAUCGGAACCUUGUUUAGUUUGUAACAAUCCUGAAAUUCCAUUAUCAGCUAUUAAACUCAGUUCUAUAAAGGUGCUGUUGCAGGUGGAUUCGAAAUUCACCACUACCACACAAAUAGUGAAACUAUUAAGUAGUCACACUAUUAGCAAAAUAACGGUGAGAAUAGGAGAUUUAAAAAGAACAAAAAUGGUACGAACUAUUAAUAUUUAUUACAACAAUCGAAGUGUGCAGGCUGUUGUUGAAUUAAAAAAUAAACCAGCUCUGUGGCAUAAAGCCAAGAAGGUAACUCUUCUCAGUGGUCAAACUGAGUUAAAAAUCGACUUCCCCUUACCCAUUGUGGCAUGUAACUUGAUGAUGGAAUAUGCAGAUUUCUAUGAAAAUAUUCAAGCGAAUAGCGAAACUUUACAGUGUCCAAGGUGUAGUGCCGCUGUACCAGCAAAUCCUGGUGUAUGUGCCAAUUGUGGCGAAAAUGUUUAUCAAUGUCAUAAGUGCAGGGCUAUAAAUUAUGAUGAAAAAGAUCCUUUCCUAUGUCAUGCCUGCGGAUUUUGCAAAUAUGCAAAGUUUGAUUUUACUUUGUUGGCCAAAGCUUGUUGUGCAGUAGAAACCAUCGAAACUGAUGAGGAUCGUAAAAAAAUGGUUUCAAGCAUUAACAAUCUUCUGGAGAAAGCUGAUCGAGUUUAUAAACAGCUGAUGGCCAAUAAACCAACUUUAGAGUCUUUGGUACUCAAGAUUUUCGAACAUCGCACAGACCACAAACAAGAGGAACCAAAUGCCAACAAUAUUUCAAAUGCAUCAACAGCUGUCGCACCUAUAUCAGCAACAGGAACUCAAGUGAAGGUAAACAAAACAAUUCAAAUGUUGGCGCAACAGUAUUGCAAUGAAUGUAAGACGUCAUUUGAGGAAUUAAGUAAGAUUAUCCAAAAGGUAUUAGUGUCUCGAAAGGAGCUUGUUUCUUACGAUCGGAAACAUAGGGAUACAGAAAUUAGGAGUGGAUCCAUUUUUAAUGUACAGGCGCUGCCUAGUUGUAGUAAAGCAGCAAGUAGUACAAGCACAAUUACAAACACAAGCAAUAAAUGCUAUGGAUGUUCUACAUCCGCUACAGAACACUGCUUGACAUUGUUGCGAGCUUUAGCAAUAAAUUCUGGAACACGUCAGGUUCUGUGUUCAAAAGGAUUAAUUCAAGAACUGGUGCGAAAUAAUUUGAGAAAAGGCAAUUUACAGACACAAGAGGAAGUACGCCAGUUGCUGUGCCUUCUGACCAGGGACAACCUAUCGUCAACUGAACAAUUAUGUAAUAUUCUUAUGGAACGCAUUGCCUUAAACCUAAACGGACAUACGAACAGUUCAGAAAUUGGAACAGGAGUGCGAUAUGAAAUUCAGUUAUUAGCGGCUAUGGUUCAAAAGGAAGACGAUUGCUGGGAGCUCAAACUGCGGUGUUUACUGAAAUUGUUUCUGAAAGCCUGUCGGGAUUCUAAAAAUCCGUUAAUAAUGGAAUCUAUUAUUUUGCCUUGUCUUAAAAUCUUGCAAGGUCUGUUGAAAAGCUCGGACAGCAGUAAAAAGGUUAAGGAGAAAACCAACUUAAACAUCAGCACUUUCAAAACUACUGACAAUGUGUCGAUCGAUGUAUAUAAAUGGUUGAGCAAGGAUCCCGAACAUACCUUUGCAAAUUGGCGAGCGAGUUUACCGCAGAAAACCAUUGAUAGUAGUGAAAAUCCCCCAAAGAGCUCCUCGGAAGUACAUCAAUAUUAUUUAGCAGAAAAAUAUUUUCUCAUUUGGAGAACUAAGAUGCCUUCGUUUAGAGGAUGUGUUUUAGAAUUAGAUGAUUCAUCAUGGCUAAAAACUGUUCUGUUUAAUCCAAGCUCUCGUUUAGCUCGUCAAGUAGCUUGCAAUAUUAUAGAAAUUAUGUGCACAAGCAUCGAUAGGAAAAAAGAGAUUUUGGUUCUGUUGACGUGCUUUUUGGAGGAGUUGGCUUAUGCCGGGGAAAGUUCAGCGGAGUUCUUAUCGCUUUAUCAAAACUUAAUCCAGGAAAGUCCAUGGAAGCAAUACUUAACAUUGAAGGGCGUUCUAAACGUCUUGGCAGAGUUGGUAACGCAGGAAAUUCAGCAACUGCAUUAUUUGGAAGACACCACUUUAACUUCCAAUUUGGCUCAAGGUUUUGCUUUGAACCAGUUGACAGAGCUGCUUUCUUCUUUUCUCGAUAACGCUGCAAUCAGACGGCAGUACAAAAGUCGCUUAGUUGGUGCGGUUCUUAAUGGAUAUUUGUCCCUUCGAAGGCUAGUAGUGCAACGUACUCGCCUAAUCGACGACACUCAGGAGAAAUUGUUAGAAUUACUUGAAGACAUGACAACAGGUACUGAGGAAGAAACAAAAGCGUUUAUGGCAAUUUGCAUCGAUACCGUGGAGAAGUGCAGUUUACUCGAUGUUCUUACUCCCGUUUUCAUAUUCGAAAGGCUGUGUUCAAUCAUUUACCCAGAAGAAAACGAUGUUGGGGAGUUCUUUUUAACAUUGGAAAAAGAUCCGCAGCAAGAGGAUUUCUUACAAGGCCGUAUGCUCGGUAACCCGUACUCUAGUCUAGAAGCAGGGUUGGGACCGCUAAUGCGAGAUGUAAAAAAUAAAAUUUGCCAAGACUGCGAGUUAGUAGCUUUAUUGGAGGACGAUAACGGUAUGGAGUUGCUGGUGAAUAAUAAGAUUAUGAGCCUUGAUCUACCAGUGAAAGAUGUAUAUAAAAAGGUUUGGUUGGCGGAGGGAGGAGAAAUUGAUUCGAUGAGAGUAAUUUAUCGCAUGCGAGGUUUACUUGGGGAUGCUACAGAAGAAUUUGUAGAGACGCUUAAUAACAAAUCACAAAGCACCGUAGACAAUGAGGAAGUCUAUAAAAUGGCAAACGUGCUGGCCGAUUGCGGUGGACUUAAAAUAAUGGUGGUGCGCUUGGGCGCGAUACAAAACAUUUGGCGAGCGCGCCCUCUACUGCAAGUGUUGUUGAAACUAUUUAGGUUAAGCGUUAAGGUGCAUAGGGUGCAGGAAGUGUUAAUUCAACCAGAGAUACGGUCAAUGGAAGUGUUUUUAAGAACUUUGCAACUGUGUUUAGAUAGUGAACCAGAUGGUAACCAAGCCGCUGUUACUGAACAACUUUUAGAUAUUAUGGAAACUAUACUCUCAAAGGCGACUAGUCAAUCCAUCGAAUCAUUUGACAGAUUCUCUCAAACCUUUGGUGGGCCAGAGUAUGUGAAAUCAUUACUAACCUGCACAAAUCAAUCAAGUGUAAAAAAUAAUCAAUCAGUUUUGAUUCAUUUAACGAGAGUUUUGGCGGCAUUAGUAUAUGGAAAUAAAGAAAAAAUGGAAAUUCUUCUAGAUCAUUUUAAAUCAGUCUUAGAUUUUAAUAAGUACGAUUUCGAACAUACCGCUGAUGAUCAGCAAAAGUUAGAAAUGUUUUGUGUUUUAAUGGACGGAAUCGAAAGGAAUGAUAUUGGAAAUACCCUAAAAGAUUAUAUCGUGUCUUUGGGGAUUGUAAAGGAGGCACUUGAAUAUAUAACCAUGCAUGCUCCAUGCGUCAAGCCAACCUUGCUACGUACGGAUAGUGACGAACUAAAGGAAUUUAUUUCCAAACCUGCAUUAAAGUACAUUUUACGAUUUUUAACUGGAUUGACAGCCAACCACGAAAAUACACAGCUUACAAUAGCUGCAGCAGACACAAUUCCUAUAAUUCAUCGUUUAGAGCAAGUCUCAUCUGAUGAACAUGUUGGUUCGCUAGCGGAGAAUCUACUGGAAGCUCUUCGCACAAAUGCUACGGUAGCUUCUCAAAUAGAAGAUGCCCGAGAAUUUACUCGAUCUGAGAAAAAACGUCUUGCAAUGGCAAUGAGGGAAAAACAACUGGGACAGUUAGGGAUGAGAACUAAUGAUAAAGGCCAGGUUACCGCAAAAUCGUCAAUAUUACAACAAAUGGAAGAUCUUGGUGAAGAAACUGGUUUAGUCUGCUGCAUUUGUCGUGAGGGAUACAAGUAUCAACCAUCAAAAGUUUUGGGAAUAUACACAUUCACGAAGCGUUGCAAUGUCGAUGAUUACGAUUGUAAAUCACGAAAAACGAUAGGUUACAACACAGUUACUCAUUUUAAUGUUGUCCAUGUUGACUGUCAUAUGAGUGCCGUCAGACUAGCUCGAGCCAGGGAUGAGUGGGAGUCCGCUGCAUUGCAAAAUGCUAAUACAAAGUGUAAUGGGUUGUUGCCAUUGUGGGGACCUCAAGUGCCCGAAUCUGCAUUUGCAAGUUGUCUUGCUCGUCACAACACAUAUUUGCAAGAAAGCACCAAUUAUAGGGAUAUCAGUCACAUGUCUACAAUACACGAUUUUAAAUUGCUUCUCCUAAGAUUUGCUCAAGAGAAACCUUUCCAUGAAGAUACAGGAGGAGGAGGUCCCCAAAGUAACAUGCAUUUAAUCCCUUACCUUGUACAUAUAGCUCUGUACGUAAUUAAUACAACUCGCAUCAGUAAAAGAGAGGAGACAAGUCUAUUGGCAUUUUUAGAAAAUAAGAGUAGUGAGAAAUGGGUGGAAUGUGCCUACGAUGCGGAAGGACCACUCUAUUGGAUUGUACUAUCAAUUUUAGUGCACUCACCUCAAAGUUGGAAUGUCCACAAGUUGGUCCAUCUUAAGCGGCUGAUUAUUAUAGCACAAUCGAGGUUUUGUACUCCGGCCGGUCCUACCAAAACACUUACAGAUAAGUCUCUUAAAGAAUACUCCGUGUAUAAACCGUACCUUGUGAUGUUUGGCCUUAUUGAUGGCAUUUAUAGUAAUUUCUUUAAGAAUAUUAGUGGAACUGACGAACAAUGGUCAAACAAUUUAGCCGAUUAUAUAAGACAUAAUGAUGAAGCUUUAUUGAAAGCAUCGGAAAGGUUGUUAGGAUUUUAUACUGAUGAGUUAUUGCCUUGUACUUCCUUUUCAGAAUUCUGUGAUGUUAUGGGUUUGUUAGAUGUUAUAUCAGAUCCAGAGAAUUAUAUAAGAGAUCUUAUUAAUGGAAUUCAGUAAAUUAUCUGCUUUCAUUAUUUUAGUAUUAUUAAAUUGAGUAAGAAUAAACUGAAAAGGCUGUUACAAUAACAAAUUUGCUUUCUGUACUCGGCAUAAUGUAAUGCUGUGGUUAAUUUCACUGAGUUUAUUGUAAUUGUAGUAGUCACGCUGUAAAUUAUUGUAAUUUAUCUUAAUUCCCAAUAAAGUUUGAUCUUCAUAGUA
Molecule: messenger RNA, 15853 nt
Organism: Photinus pyralis (common eastern firefly)
Lineage: Eukaryota; Metazoa; Arthropoda; Insecta; Coleoptera; Lampyridae
Gene: poe
Product: E3 ubiquitin-protein ligase UBR4
Exons: 51
Coding region: 83-15652 (5189 amino acids)
Molecular function (GO): protein binding; zinc ion binding
Source: RefSeq, a predicted model, not a curated record